This is a messenger RNA of Hyaloperonospora brassicae, 1389 nucleotides long. The record is from the annotation of a GenBank genome assembly. Lineage: Eukaryota; Oomycota; Peronosporomycetes; Peronosporales; Peronosporaceae.
AUGACCGCACCGUCGCUUCGGACGGCCGUCAAUAGCAACAGCAGCAGCAGCAGCAGCAGCCUCACGUCGUCGUCCACGUCGUCGUCCACGUCGUCGUCUAGUCACGUCUUUGGUAGCACAGCCACCUGCACGGACCUGUACACGGAGCAAGUGAUGAUCCCCCGCGUCGCCCUCGUCGCUGUCCUCACGGGCCUCUUCGUGCUCACUCUGCUGUGCCGCUGCGGCUGCGGCAGCUCGCGACGGCAGCGCCUCGUGAACCCGUUGCCCACGACGCCCGUCGCGCGACAGGCGGCGUCGGCCACUGACCCUAAGACGACGGGCGACCCCACGCGCUACAAGCGGUGGCUCACGUGCUUUCUCGCGUCGACCGUCGCGUGGAUUGCGCUCUUCCUGUGGUCCAGUGGCCCCUCAAGUGCAGUGACGCUGUCGGGUGCGGCGGCGGCCACCCGACACCCCCUUACCACGCGCCCGCGCGUCGUCUUUAGCUUCACGACGACGUCGGACGGCAUUGCGCAGAUCCGCCCGACGCUCGCGGGCCUCGUGCACCAGACCGACGCGUUCGCCGUCGUGUACGUCGUGAUCCCGCGGACGUACCGCAACGCCGUCGUGGCGAUCCCCACGUGGCUGCUCGCGCCCGACACGACACUCACGCGGGCGCACGUUCACGGCGUCUCGUUCGCCACGGGGCCGAGCGCGUACCACCCGACCGUGCGCCUCGUGGUGCUCGACACGGACUUUGGCCCGGCAAGCAAAGUGCUGGGCGCGCUCUUGAUGGAGCCCGAGCCCGAGACGGUGCUCGUCUACGGCGACGACGACCGCGUGUACCCGCCGCAGCUCGCGGAGCGCGUGCAGCACUACACGCAAAAGUACCCGCACGACGCGAUUGCGGUGCUGGGCGGGUGGAUCUCGGCCGAAGACGGGCUCUACUGCGGCCGGAGCCUCGCGAUUGGCGUCAAUCAGGUGUCGUUCGUUGGCGGGGCCGGGGGCGUCGCCGUCAAGCGAAAGUUCUUUGGGAUGGGCGACGCGACGGCAGCCGCGUUCCACGUGGCCAACAUGUCGCGCGCGUGUUUCCUCGGCGACGACUACUACUUGUCGCACUUGCUGAGCCGCCGCCACGUGCGGCGACGCCUCGUGUUCGAUAGCUGCUGGAACAUGGAGACCGUGCGCGAGUCGUUUGCGAACGGCGGACUCUCGCGGGCGCCGUCGCGGCACGCGGGCGGCGCGAACGUCGAGCACUACCAGCAAUGCAUCCGCGAGUUGGGCGACGACCACGACCUGUCUCGGGACGGCGAGUUUGGCGCGAGUUACAUGUUUGUCUUUUCGCGCGUGUGGGGUCUCGUGCGCGGCGUGUGGAAUCUGCACGCGGGCAGUGGCUUCGUCACGUGUUGA